This is a messenger RNA of Camelina sativa (false flax), 1451 nucleotides long. RefSeq names its product polyubiquitin. NCBI's taxonomy places the organism in Eukaryota, Viridiplantae, Streptophyta, Magnoliopsida, Brassicales, Brassicaceae. The record is from RefSeq and is a predicted model, not a curated record. Gene Ontology annotation, molecular function: protein binding.
GGCUAGUGCUUCACCGCCUCAACUUCCUCGUGACCGAGUCUUCCUCAUCCUCUUCGAUAUAACAUACGGCGCGACCUCUUUAUCUCUUUCACAAUUCAGCUCCCAAUCUCGAAAACCUAAUAAUCAUCUCUCAAUCGUGAUCAAGAUGCAGAUCUUUGUUAAGACUCUCACCGGAAAGACAAUCACCCUUGAGGUGGAAAGCUCUGACACAAUCGACAACGUCAAAGCCAAGAUCCAGGAUAAGGAAGGUAUCCCUCCGGAUCAGCAAAGGCUUAUCUUUGCCGGUAAGCAGCUAGAAGAUGGCCGUACCUUGGCUGACUACAACAUCCAGAAGGAAUCCACUCUUCACUAGGUCCUCAGGCUCCGUGGUGGUAUGCAAAUCUUCGUCAAGACGUUGACCGGAAAGACCAUUACUUUGGAGGUGGAGAGCUCUGACACCAUUGACAACGUUAAGGCCAAGAUCCAAGAUAAAGAGGGUAUCCCACCGGACCAGCAGAGGUUGAUCUUUGCGGGAAAGCAACUUGAAGAUGGCAGGACCUUGGCUGACUACAACAUCCAGAAGGAGUCUACGCUUCAUCUCGUUCUCAGGCUCCGUGGUGGUAUGCAAAUCUUCGUCAAGACGUUGACCGGAAAGACCAUUACUUUGGAGGUGGAGAGCUCUGACACCAUCGACAAUGUCAAAGCUAAAAUCCAAGACAAGGAGGGUAUCCCACCAGACCAGCAGAGGUUGAUCUUCGCCGGAAAGCAACUUGAAGACGGCAGGACUUUGGCUGACUACAACAUUCAGAAGGAGUCUACUCUUCACUUGGUCUUGCGUCUCCGUGGAGGUAUGCAGAUUUUCGUCAAGACUCUCACAGGCAAGACCAUCACCCUCGAGGUUGAGAGCUCCGACACCAUUGACAAUGUGAAGGCUAAAAUCCAGGACAAGGAAGGUAUCCCUCCGGACCAGCAACGUCUCAUCUUCGCUGGCAAACAGCUUGAGGAUGGUCGCACAUUGGCUGACUACAACAUUCAGAAGGAGUCGACACUUCACUUGGUGCUAAGGCUUCGUGGUGGUAUGCAGAUUUUCGUCAAGACUCUCACCGGGAAGACCAUCACACUGGAGGUUGAGAGCUCCGACACCAUUGAUAACGUGAAGGCCAAGAUCCAGGACAAGGAAGGUAUCCCUCCGGACCAGCAGCGUCUCAUCUUCGCUGGAAAGCAGCUUGAGGAUGGUCGCACAUUGGCUGACUACAACAUCCAGAAGGAGUCGACCCUUCACUUGGUCCUUCGUCUCCGUGGUGGUUUCUAAACUCUGUUAUGGUUACGCAAAAGUUUCUUAUAAAACUUGUGUAUUUUGGGGCUUUACAAGUACCCAAAUAAAUAAUUGAUGAACUAUGUUUGUGGCUUUUUAUAUUUCUCUUCUUUCUUUCUAAUGAAAAAUCGAAUUAAUGGAGUUAUAUCCUUCUAAA